AUGGCGCCGCGGCGACGCCCAACGCUCUCUUUGCUCCUUCUAGUCGUCCUCCUUUUGAUCGCUGUGUCUGCUGAUGCCACGUCAGCGGAGAGCAGAGAAGGAGAAACAGAAGGCUACGCGGCCGUGGUGAGGGACCAGUUCAUGGGCCUGAAACCGUGGUCGGAACCACGGUCAGGGAGCCGAUUCCUCGCGGCGGUCGGGGGCAAGAAGGGCGACAUCUGCGACGGGGGCAAUGUGCGCGGCUGCGCAGGGGGUGACCCCGGGCAGCGCCUCCGGUGCUGCAGGAGCAGGUGCACCGACCUUCUGUCCAGCCGGGCCAACUGCGGCGCCUGCGGCAAACGGUGCGGCUUCGGCCAGCUCUGCUGUAAAGGCCAGUGCACCACCAUUGCCUACGACGUCAAGAACUGCGGCGGAUGCGGCGUGCGGUGCCAGCGCGGGCUCCGGUGCACGUACGGCCUCUGCGGGUACGCGUGA
Ananas comosus (pineapple) is the source of this 474-nucleotide messenger RNA. RefSeq names its product stigma-specific STIG1-like protein 2. Lineage: Eukaryota; Viridiplantae; Streptophyta; Magnoliopsida; Poales; Bromeliaceae. The transcript has a single exon. The coding region runs from base 1 to 474 and encodes 157 amino acids. The record is from RefSeq and is a predicted model, not a curated record.